AUGGCUCCUCCUCCUCCUCCCCUCCUCCGGCUACCGCUGCUGGCGGUGCUGCUGCUGUCUUCACUCGCUUGGGCGGUGCUCGCCGCGCCAAGGUGCAACACCGCCGACAAGCGCGCCCUCCUCCAGCUCAAGAAGGGCCUCGGCGACCCCUACACAAUCAUCACAUGGGUCGCCGGCACCGACUGCUGCCGCAGCUGGUAUGCCACGGAGUGCGACCCUUCCACCGGCCGCGUCACCGCCGUCGUCAUCCUCGGCAUGGAGACCGCUGGGCCCCUCCCGCUCCCGCCGUCCAUCGGUGACCUCCCCUACCUGGAGAAACUCAUCAUACGCAAGUCCGCUAACCUCACCGGUCCCCUCCCGACGGAGAUCGCCAAGCUCACCCGCCUGAAGAUGCUGUGGAUGGACUGGAACGGCCUCACCGGCCCAGUCCCGGCCUUCCUCGGCCGCCUUGCCAAGCUGGAGUACAUCAACCUCUCCUUCAAUAAACUCUCCGGCGCCAUCCCGCCUUCCCUGGGCGACCUCCCCCAGCUGGGGGCGCUCUUCCUCGACCGGAACCAGCUCACCGGAGCCAUCCCGGAGGCCCUCGGCAAGCUCCGGCAACCGGAUCUCUACAUCCGGCUGAGCCACAACAACCUCACCGGCGCUAUCCCACAGUCCUUCGGGCGGCUGAACAUCACGACGAUCGAUCUGUCGAGGAACCAGCUCACCGGGGACGCCUCGGUGCUUUUCGCCGGGAGCGGGAAAUGGACGUCCAUCGACCUCAGCCGGAACCUGCUGGAGUUCGACCUGUCCAAGGCGGCGGCCAUCCCCAACAUCUACUCCGUGGACCUCAACCACAAUCGGAUCUACGGGAAGAUCCCGCCGGAGCUGAACAAGCUGGAGAACCUGAGCUUCUUCAACGUCAGCUACAACCGCCUCUGCGGCCAGAUUCCCCAGGGCGGGCCGCUGUCGAGCCUCACCCAGUAUGAGUUCUUCCACAACCGGUGCCUCUGUGGGAAGCCCCUCCCUCCCUGCAACUGA
This is a messenger RNA of Spirodela intermedia, 1020 nucleotides long. Lineage: Eukaryota; Viridiplantae; Streptophyta; Magnoliopsida; Alismatales; Araceae. The record is from the annotation of a GenBank genome assembly.